GUCUGGCUGCCUGGGGUUGGAUCCGGCUGCAAGGCAAUCUCCUUGGACUUGAGGAGGGGGAAGGAAGGACUGGAAGUCACUGAGUGCAGACCCAGGCUGGGAGUGGAGCUGUGGACUUGUCCUCUGAGGCUGGGGCUCACACUCUCCUCCAGUCCCAGUGUAGAUGACAGAACCUGGGACUGCUACAAAGUAACUCUGCUACCCCCCCCAUCCCAGCCCUGACUGCAAUGUUCCAGCAAGAGCAGCACCCUGAGCCCUGUGGCACCCAGUGACCCUGUGCCUCUUCUUCAAGGAGUUGCUCUCCUUUAAUGUAUGACUUGAUGGGUUUGAACAGCACCAGCUCUGCCAUCCAGUCCAAUGUCUCCUGCUCCUGCAACUGCAAGAGGUCCUUGUUCCAAAGCAUGGAGAUCACGGAACUGGAAUUCGUUCAGAUAAUCAUCAUUGUCGUGGUGAUGAUGGUAAUGGUCGUAGUGAUCACGUGUCUCCUAAACCACUACAAGCUUUCUGCACGAUCUUUUAUCCAUCGGCACAGCCAAGGCAGAAGGCGGGAGGAGAAUCUGUCUUCAGAAGGGAGCCUGUGGCCUUCGGAGAGCACAGUGUCAGGAAAUGGAGUGGCAGAGCACAUUUACACACCAAGACCCUCGGACAGACUGAGCAUCCCACCGUUUCUUCAGAGAGAUCGCUUCAACCGCUUCCAGCCCACCUAUCCCUACAUUCAGCACGAAAUCGACCUCCCACCCACCAUAUCGUUAUCGGAUGGAGAGGAACCACCACCAUACCAAGGACCCUGCACGUUGCAGCUGCGUGACCCUGAACAGCAAAUGGAACUGAAUCGAGAGAGUGUGAGGGCACCUCCCAACCGAACUAUCUUUGACAGCGACUUAAUUGAUAGUUCAGUCUACGGAGGACCUUGCCCGCCAAGCAGCAACUCUGGAGUGAGCGCCACCUCUUACAGCAGCAACGGGAGGAUGGAAGGGCCACCUCCAACCUAUAGCGAGGUCAUAGGUCAUUACCCUGGGUCCUCAUUUUACCAGCAUCAGCAUAAUACGGGCACUCCCUCAAUAUUAGAAAGCAGCAGACUUCACUUGCAAAGCAAUGUUCUCGAUAGCACAGUUGCACGGAGCAAAGACAAAGACAAACAAAAAGGACAGCCGUAUUAGGAUCAAAAAGCAGCGAACUGAAUGACAAAAAGUUGAAAUCUUUAAACACUGCACUUCUAAGCUGGCCCAUUCGUUGUCAGCCAGGGUCGCAAUACCAAGACUGUUGCGUGCCUUGUGAUGACCAACAGAUUGCGGGGGCAAAAAAAACUUUUAAAGAAGUCAAAGAAGAGGAGGGAAAACAAAAAUGUUAAGCAAGAAAACCCUCCCGGCCUCUUCACCUUCUUCCUGUAUAAAUAUUUAGUUGUUUUGUCUGGUUUGAAUGCACAAGCCGAGGAAGCUUGCUAUCCUGUUUAUAUGUUUAGCUGUGUCUUGGAUUCCUUUACACAGUUGCCCUUUAAGAAGUUGACUAGCCUGCGUGAGUGCUUACCUAUAUACCCCAUCACCUUAUAUCUAUAUAUCUAUAUAUAUAAAUAUGUCAUUUUUUUUUUUUUUAUAUAUAUAUUUCACUUAACGUUAAGGAAACAAAAUCCUGAAAAUAUUUGCACAAAACUUUAUUUGUUAAAAGAAGACUUGCAAUAUAUAAUUAUAUAUGAGAACUAAGAGAAAAAGAGUAUGAGUGAGGGGAAGUAUUUUUGUAUUACAAAAGGGCCUAUACAUUUUGGGAUGCUUGUUCAUCAGAAAAUGGACGUGAAAACAGAAAAAAAAAAAAGUUUUUUUUUUUGCGGGGGAAGGGUGGAUUUGUUUGAGUGCCAACUCAGAAAGAGUGCUGUUUAGAGUAAAAAAAAAAGAAAAAAAAGGAAAAAGCAGGGGACUAGAGUUAUUUAUAUAAAUGUUAAAAAGAAAAUUUGCACUAUUUUUGAUAUGACUAUACCAGUCCUUGUGUUUAAAAAAAAAACAACAAUGUAUCAUGUCUACCACAAAAAAUACAAAACUAAGAAAGAUAAAGUUAUGUGCUUCAUUAAUCAACUAUGUUCGAAUACCCAAAUGAAGAAGAAAUUACAGCAUUUUAUUAAUUUUUUUUUUUUAUUGUUGGGAUCUUUGAUCGGGGUGAUAAUGCAUUAUUUCUUUAGAAUCUGGUUUCAUAGUGUGAAAUUUUUCAAGCUCAGAUUAGUAGUAGAUGUAACACAUUGCACAAUUAAAGAAAGAGCUCCCCCCCCCCCCCCCCCCCC
Molecule: messenger RNA, 2269 nt
Organism: Bufo gargarizans (Asiatic toad)
Lineage: Eukaryota; Metazoa; Chordata; Amphibia; Anura; Bufonidae
Gene: PMEPA1
Product: prostate transmembrane protein, androgen induced 1
Exons: 4
Coding region: 309-1160 (283 amino acids)
Biological process (GO): negative regulation of transforming growth factor beta receptor signaling pathway
Cellular component (GO): Golgi membrane; early endosome membrane
Molecular function (GO): R-SMAD binding
Source: RefSeq, a predicted model, not a curated record